This is a messenger RNA of Phyllostomus discolor (pale spear-nosed bat), 2407 nucleotides long. RefSeq names its product proline and glutamate rich with coiled coil 1 (gene PERCC1). The record is from RefSeq and is a predicted model, not a curated record. The transcript is spliced from 2 exons. Bases 456 to 1280 code for a protein of 274 amino acids. NCBI's taxonomy places the organism in Eukaryota, Metazoa, Chordata, Mammalia, Chiroptera, Phyllostomidae.
CUUCUCAGGUGCUGCUGCUGGCCAGGAGCCCCAUUCACCCAGAGCACCGCACAAGCAGGGUAUCCUCUAGAGAAGGCUACUCCAGAAGUCAAAAUAGCAUGAAAUUUAAUUUUCCGCCUAUCUGACAAGGCUUGGUUGGGGCCCCAAUCAGCCGUGGAGAUAAGGGUCCUCGGCCGGGUGUGAGCCAGCUGGGCGUGCAGCAAACACUCUACUGUCCCCAGGCAGGCCCAGGCUCCCCCUCGCUGGGCCCUGGUUGCCGGGCGCUAAAGCAAACGGAUUCUAUUUGCCCAGUCUGCGAUGACAAUGCAGUCCCCAAAUAUUUGCCAGCCCGGCCGGCAGCAAAGCGCGGCUAUAAAUGCUUGAGCCCAGGUGGAGGUGGGCCUGCCCGGCAGAGCUGCAGGACUCACAGCGGCACCUGCUGCCCCAGAGGCCCCAGAAGCUCCAACGUGGAGGACAUGGCCACAGGCGUGAUCCGACCUCUCUGUGACUUCCAGCUGCCCCUGACUUCCCUUCAGCCCUUCCUGCCCCUGGACCCAGAGCCCCCAGACACUUCUGAGGAGGAGGAGGAGGAAGAGGAGGGGGAGGAGGAAGAAGAAGAGGAUCUGGAGGGUGAGGGGCCAGGGUCCCACAGCCCAACUCCCCAGAACUCAGGUUGGGCCACAGUUGCCCCAGAAGAGGCCCCUCCAGGUCUGAGCAGCAUGGAGAUGCCACUGCAGCUGCUGCGGUUCUCUGAGCUCAUCAGCGGGGACAUCCAGAGGUACUUCGGCCGCAAGGACAGGGGGCAGGACCCAGACGCCUGCGACAUCUAUGCCGACGGCCACCCAGCCCGCAGCUCAGCCAGGGAGCCCUACUGCACGGACCCGGCGCAUCCAGCCCAGGGCGGGCUCCCUGAUGAGGACAGGGCCUCCGGUCCUGGGGCCCACUCUCCCCAGGGCCCCCAGGGGCGGGAGCAGGAGACAGGCCUUUGCGGGGACAGGGUGCAGUCCCUGGGACCGCUGGCUGAGCUGUUCGACUACGGGCUGCGGCAGUUCUCGGGGCCCGGGCUGUCGGCUGGCCCCCAGCUGAGGCUGGAGCAGAAGUACAGCCACAUCACCCCCAUGACCCAGAGGAAGCUGCCCCCCUCCUUCUGGAAGGAGCCGGCACCCAGCCCCCUGGGCCUGCUGCACCCGGGUACGCCCGACUUCAGUGACCUGCUGGCUAGCUGGUCAGUGGAGGCUGGCCCAGAGCUGCCAGGCAGGGGUGCCCAGACCCUGGAGGGGGUACAGCUGGCUGAGGCCUAGUGAGCAGCCAGGGUUGGCGGGUGAGCUGGGGCGGCAGGGGUCUGGGAUCUCCUCAUGGCUGUCCUGCUGGGGGGUGCUCUGGGGCCCUCCAUGGUGGGCAGCCAUCAGGAGGACAGAGCAGCCUAGGACUCUCCCAGGACUCUCCAGGCCUGGGAAGAGGGGCAGGGCUCAUCCUGGGACCUGCAGCUGCGACCCCCAUAGGCCACCAGGGCAGGAAUGUGCAGGGGCUGAAGUCCCCAGCACCUGACCCGGCCACCCUGGCCUCAGCCUUUGGAGCUCUGCCCACAGGAAAAGACGACAGGGCAGGAGCUGUGGCCACCUGGAGACUAUGGGCUCAGGGGAAGGAUGCACUGUGCCCAUCCAGACCAGCCCCUGAGACUCCCAAGGGCAACCAUCCCACUGCCUGACCGCUGGCUAGUCCCAGGCAGCCCGUCCUAAAGCAGGUGGCAGGACCAGUUACCCAGAUGAGCCGAGAGUUUUUUUGGAGAGGCAGGAGGAGGAGGCGCAGCUGAGUGGAUGAGCAAACACACUGUUUGCUCCCUGCAUUAGGACAGGAAGAGAUGAUUCCCUGUUGGGUGCCUUGCAGGUUUGAAGGGCAUGACUGACAGGCAGAGAUCCUGGGCCUUGGCUGGCCUGGCUGCUGGGGAACCCAGCUGGGAGUGGGUGUGGAUUCUGGGCCUCUGGGCCUGUUCGUGGGAAGACCCAGGAAAACGGCUGGGCCUGGGGCUUAGCUGGGCUUGGUCAAGAGAAGGGCAUCUUGGGAGUCUGAGGAUGGACAGGCUUCAAGGAUGGGUCCUCUUGGUCACUCCAGCUGCCUGGUCCUCCUGACCCCCUGGAGGGAGUCUGCACUCUGACAGAUACGGGAGCUGGCAGGUUUAUUUCUGACAAGGGGGAAAGGAUGUGAACUGGUGGGCAGGCUCCUGGCCAAGGGACCUCUCCAAGACUGUUCUUGGCCUCCGCUGGGCCACCUGGUUCAUGAGGACCGCCUUCCACUGCAGCCACCUGCCCAGAAACAUGGCCUAUGACCCACUGCCCUUGGGGCCUCCCCCAGACCCGAGCCCAGACCCGGAGGGGCCUCUAGAAGGCAGCUCCCCGCUGCUCACCUCACAGCCUGAUACAAGCCCCAG